Molecule: messenger RNA, 1387 nt
Organism: Telopea speciosissima
Lineage: Eukaryota; Viridiplantae; Streptophyta; Magnoliopsida; Proteales; Proteaceae
Product: CAX-interacting protein 4-like
Exons: 4
Coding region: 231-1187 (318 amino acids)
Molecular function (GO): zinc ion binding; nucleic acid binding
Source: RefSeq, a predicted model, not a curated record
AUCAUAUUCCUAUUGAAUCUUUCGUUCUGAAAGUGUUUACAGAGUCUUCUGUGUGAUCCAUUCUUCUUGACAUCCUCAACCCUAUCCCUCUUUUUUUGAGUCAUCAAUCAACUCCGCUUCGUUUUGACGGGAGAAUCGCAUCAUCGAAUUAUCGAACUGAAACUUUGUACGGUGUGACAGACAGAUCCAUUGUUGAAUCCUUGGAGGGUGCUGGAUAUUCAAAUUCCAAAAUGCCAGCCACAGCAGGUCGUGUUCGCAUGCCUGCGAACAAUCGAGUUCACAGUAGUGCAGCCCUCCAAACCCAUGGUAUCUGGCAAAGUGCCAUAGGUUAUGAUCCUUAUGCUCCCAACAAGGAUGAUUCGAAGCAGUCAUCCCAUCAGAAGUCUAAUUCUGAACCUGAGGCUGAGAAUGCAUAUGCUAGCUUUCAAGGUCUUCUUGCCCUGGCCCGUAUAACUGGUUCCAAUGCUGAUGAAGCCCGGGGGGCCUGCAAGAAGUGCGGUCGUGUCGGCCACCUCACAUUUCAAUGCCGAAAUUUUCUUACUGUAAAGGAAGAUGCAAAAGACAAGGAUCCUGUUUCUGUCCAGGCUGCCGAUGCAUCAGGAAUGGAUAGAUUGAAGGCAAGUGGAGGAAAGAUGGAGAACAAAGCUCCUGCUGAGAGCUCUGAAGCAAGCUCGGAGGUGGAGGAUGAAACUGAGAGUUCUGAUUCCGAUGCGGAUUCAGAGAUUGAGAGGAUAAUUGCUAGGCGGUAUGGGAAAAAGGGUGGCAGCAAGGUGAGGUCUUCGAGUAAGAAGGAGGAGGCAUUAGAGGAAAGUGGAUCAGACUCUGAAGAUAGGAGGAAGAGAGGUAGAUCAAGGAGGAGGAGGAAUAGUCGCAAGAGAAGGGAUGGUGAUUCUGAUGAUGAAGAUGAAAGUGAUCAGAAGAGGAAGAAGGACAAGAGGAGGAGAGGGCAUGACUCAUUGGUUGAAGAGGCUGAACGUCAUGCACGUCAUAGAAAGAGUAGGAAGGAGAAAAGGAGGAGGAGAAGUCAUCAUCACUCUGGUGAUUCAUCUGAGUCUGAAGAGUCUGACAGAAGUCGCAAGAGAAAGAGCAGGAAGGCAAGGUCACUCUCGGAUUCUGAUUUCAGUGACUUGGACGAUUCACGGGUUGGCAGGGGCACAAAGCCUUCUGAGAAGAGGAACAAGAACUAGAAACCUCUAGUCAAGAUGUUGUUUGCGUUUAUGAGGUUUUUAAGUCACGAGGUUAUGAACCUUGGGUUUGAUUCUACUGAAUGAUUACCGAAUCAGUGUGGAACUGGAAUGAACCAAUGUGUGUUUUGAAUAAAUUAAAACUCCAUUCAAGUGGAAAUUGGAAUUUAUGUGUUCGUGUAUGAACGUUGUUUGAAAUUGGC